AUGCUGGCGCCGAUUCCGAUUGCGAGUACCAAUCCUGCGCGUGUCGGUUUGGCUGGGAUCAACAUGACCAGUUAUCUUGACCAAACUCCGGCGUCUUCUAGUCUGCUGACCUUUAGGAUGGGAGGAGAGGGAGAGUUCCCUAACUCCUAUGGUCGGACGGGUUACAUUUACGAGCUUUCGAAAGAGACUGAAAACUUGAAUCCAAUGAUUUCGAAGAUGGCGCCCGAUUCAGGUGUUAAGGGCCAUGUGCUCGUGGUUUUGCUAGACGAUAACGGGUUUCAAGUGGACGCUACUCAUGCCGAUAUCAGACCUAUCUGCAUUGGUGUUGCUCGUGCACUUUUAACCCGCCGUGCCGACAUCCAAUCCAUGCUCGCUUUCGACAAGCUCGACGUUCCGAUAGCCUUCUUUACGGAAUUCCAAGAGCUUCCCGAAUACCAGUUCACCGCGGCAAUGUCUACUGUAUCCCUGUCUUCUCUUCUGCUUGUAUGA
Messenger RNA from Coprinopsis cinerea okayama7#130, 489 nucleotides. RefSeq lists its product as hypothetical. Lineage: Eukaryota; Fungi; Basidiomycota; Agaricomycetes; Agaricales; Psathyrellaceae. The transcript has 3 exons. The coding region runs from base 1 to 489 and encodes 162 amino acids. The record is from RefSeq and is a predicted model, not a curated record.